ACCCAAAUGAGAAGGGGUAUCUGCCUUUUCGGACGGAGGGCUGGACGGCAGGGCGGGAUAUCGAGUCUUGCCGCGGAAAAUUGCGAUGGUGCACAGGCUACCUGAACGACUACCUGAAAAGUGACCUGACCUGGAAAAAGGGCCAUGAUCCGAGAUUUGCAAACAACUCAUGCGUCUACAUCGAUUUUUGGGAUCCAGUUGUGCCUAGUCUGGCGCUGGCAGACUGCUCGGAAAAGAAACAGAUCAUCUGCGAGGCACCCAUGGGAGUUGACGUUAAAUUGAAGAUGCAUUAUCAACCUUGCAGGAGAAAUUUUAAAGUUAAAGAAAGCGAAGCCGAGAAAAUCUGGACCACUGGUGAUUUGAGCCGCACUAGUUACGCAGCCAAAAAAAUGAUUCAAUGCCUAGCAGAGCACAUAGGACUGGUGUACAACUCGACCAAAAUCAAUGGGCACGUUUACUUGAAAAUGAUGUCCAGGAUGUUUUAUCCCCUUGACUUCUAUUCGAUGUACAGUUCAAUUCGUCAACAACAAACCAAGUACUCACGGUUCAAAGACAUUUACGGAGAAAAUAAGAUCAACACUUUCUUAUUCAACGUGGUUUAUGACUUGACAAACGAAUAUUACUCGGCCCACUUUGAUCUUGCCGCCGAAAUAAUCAUCAAACUCUACGAAAGCAGAGAAAUGAAAAUAGUAAACGAGGAAACGUUUGCGUUUGACUUCCUUGUGUUUCUCCUUCAGGCUAAUAAGAAGGUGGACAGUUUCUGGAAAUUGUACGAUUUCACCUUGGAACAACGUAGUUGGAUGCCCGUGGACCAAGAUCUAACCUCACCGUGCAUGACGUUUGACGAUUUUGUAAAAAAUAGCUCUUCGUGCAUUGACGUGGAUGGCUUGAUUCCGCUGACUGAAUCUAAACCUUUUCCCACCAUGAGACCGAUCGACACAAAAUGGUACGGCAUGACUUCUUUCACCACGUGUUUGGAGAAGAGAGGCUCGCUGCCUUUCGCGGAAACAAAGAAGGAGUUUGAAAUGAUGUACAAUUUAAUCAGAGGAGUGAAUCUGACGAUGACGAUAAUCUGGGGCCAAGGCUUUUACGACAAGCGGAAUAGAAAUUUCAUGUGGUGCCGCAGCGACGUCGGUCCCUUCCAACCCUGGGCAAAAAUUCCGGUCCCUGUCUCCUUGAAUGCGUCGGACGCUACGAAGAAACAGGAUUUCGUGGUGAUGCUGGUCUCGCUGCCGGGUGCCAAGCCAAAUCUGCACGCCGUUCCCCCUACUGACGAGCUCAUCUACAAAACCGAAGUCUUCUGCCGCUUCCCAAAUUACGUUUUGAACGAGUGCUCGAGAGCGAAGCAAGCCGAGAUGGAGGAGGACAACUAA
This is a messenger RNA of Cloeon dipterum, 1373 nucleotides long. RefSeq lists its product as uncharacterized. Bases 261 to 1373 code for a protein of 370 amino acids. Lineage: Eukaryota; Metazoa; Arthropoda; Insecta; Ephemeroptera; Baetidae. The transcript has 11 exons. Gene Ontology annotation, molecular function: odorant binding. The record is from RefSeq and is a predicted model, not a curated record.